AAACGUAGUUAUAAACAUAAGGUUGUAAGAAAUCAACUAAUCAUAGUCGAUCAUUUUUCGAUCACAAAAGAAAUAAUUAUUUGUGAUUGGUCAGUUUUUUACAAUUUUACGUUUACAACUACGUUUACGCAAUUGUAGAAUGGCCUUUAGAAUCAGCUGUUGAAUGUCGCACGUGUUUUCUUUUAUUUUGUCGAGUCAGCAAAUCGCUUAUCGUCGUUGAAUUAAAUUGAAUAAUGAAAGAGCGUGAUUCAGGGCUUCAUUGGCUGAGUAUAGCCGAGGAAAACAACGUCACGUGAAAGAAAGGAAAAGGAAGAAAGAAGAAGUUGGCCUCGUAAGGUUUUUUUUACAGAUUGCAGUUUUGAUAAUACGCAAGGUUUGCUACAGAAUUCUUAACAUAAGUGGAACAAUGGAACAAAGAAUAUGAUGUACAAACGACAGAAGUGCCUGAACGCCUGCAAUAUCUUAUUAAACUAUUAAUAGAUGAGAUACAUAUGUUGGAACAAACUACAAAAUAAUUUCGUUGGUGGUUUGUGUUGCAUGUUGAUGCUCUAUAGAGAUUCAGAGAUUUUUACUUUUGCAAUAAAUUUUCAAUCUUAUAAAUGUAGAAGAGGAUAGUAUAAAACAAUUUUUUAAUGGAUUGGUACAGGAAAUUUUUUAAUAAAAGGCGAGCUGAAUUUCCUGUUGACGAUUUAGAAACUGAACUUGAAAGAAAAGAACGAUGGAGAAGUGUCUACACAAUUUAUUUUACCAUGUUUUUAAUGUCACUUGGCUUCAGUAUUAUACUUACUGGAGUUUGGCCAUACUUAGAUAAGUUGGAUCCUACUGCAGGAAAAAUAUUUAUGGGUUACAUAGUGGCAGCCAAUCCACUUGGACAAAUGUUGUUCUCACCAUUGAUGGGUUGGUGGGGAAAUAAAAGAGGAUCAGUAAGAUUGCCACUUUUAGUGACUUUAGCAUUAUUUACUCUAUCAUCAGCAGUUUAUAGUAUUCUUGAAGUAAUACCCGGAGAUAAAAAAAGUUACAUGCUUGUUGCUAGAUUUUUCGUUGGUGUUAGUUCUGCUAAUAUUGCUGUAGCAAGAUCUUAUUUAUCUGCGGCCACAAAACUUUCAGAACGCACACAUGCAGUUUCUAUGGUAUCCCUAGCACAGGUCCUAGGUUUUGUGGUAGGUCCUGGGCUGCAAGCAGCUGUAACACCUCUUGGAGAUCACGGUGUAACAUUUCUACUGCUACCUUUAAAUAUGUAUACAGCAGCUGGUUGGAUUAAUGUACUAAUGGCGAUAUUUAACUUUAUCUGUUUAUUACCAUGGAACUUUAAGGAACAUAAAAUUGCCAUAAAAGAAGCUAUGCGUAAUGAGGGAAAAGCUACAGAAAAAGAAACAUGGAAAGCUAUAAAACCAGAUUAUUUGGCUGCAUGGACUUUAAUUUGUGGAUUCUUUGUUUUAGUCUUUAAUUUUGUUCUUCUUGAAACUCUUGGUACUACUCUUACCAUGGAUCAAUUUGCUUGGACUAAGAAAGAAGCACUAUAUUAUAUGGGAAUAUUAAUGAGCGUUGGAGCUGUGAUAGCCUGUGUUACAUUUACCAUGAUUGGACCACUUUGUAAAAAAUUUGAGGAACGUAAAGUAAUGUUAUGGGGUGGAUUCUUUUUUAUGGUGAUCGGACGAGUAUUAUGUAUUCCAUGGGGUCCGGAUCCUCCUAAACUUGCAGAUUUUGGACCAUUUGGCAAUAUCACGAAAGAUAUUAAUGGCACAGAAAUCGUAGGAUGUUCCAUUAAUCAGACAUGGUGUUCUUAUACUCCACAAAUCACGAUUACUCAAUUUUUUAUUGGUUAUGGCUUUACCUCUAUCGGUUAUCCCAUAGGAGUUACUUUGAUGCAAACUAUAUUUAGUAAAAUCCUUGGUCCACGUCCACAAGGCGUAUGGAUGGGUUUACUGACAGGUGCAGGAUGUGCGUCUCGCGUUUUAGGUCCGAUAUUUGUGACCUUUAUUUACACUAAUUUAGGAACGUACCAUACUUUUGGUAUAACUGGUGUAAUGUUAAUUAUUUCCAUGUUGUGGUUACAACUUGUAAAUAAGCGUUUGAUUGCACCAGAGAUAAAGAAAAGCAAUCAACCGUCGGACAAGCAAGGAAAAGAGGUUCAAAUUCCAUUAGUUCAGUCAAGAUCUGAUAAUACUCAAACAUCGUGCGAAGCUGUGUAGUUAACAGAACAUCAAAUUGUGAUAAUGAAAGCUGUGUAUUGGCAAAGAGAAAAUUAUCUUUCGUGCAAUAUAACUGCCAUAAAUUGUACAUAAAUAUUGACAAAUAUUAAGGUAACAAUACAAAUUGGUUUAUAUUUUCUAUAAAUGUAUACAAAUUAAUACUAUUAAUAUUGUUACAAUCUGUAAAUGUAUAAAUAUUUUUUAUACAAAGUUGAAAGUUUUACACUAAAUACGAUUAAGAAUAAAAAUGGAUGUCUUCAGAAAAAUUAUGAAUAUUUAACAAUAAUUGAGAUAAAAUAAUUGACAAAACAUUCAUAACGUGCUCAAAACUUUUUAGUAUGUAAGUGUUUAAAUUUUAAUUAUAUUUUUAUAUAAAUAAUUAUGUCAUAUUAAUUAUAAUGAUAUUAAACAGUAAUGUGUAAAACUUGGAUUAUAAAGACGAUAAAAACUUGCCAUAAGUAAUAUAAAGUGGAAUUGAGAUUAUUUUAUUGAUAUAUAUGGAACUCGAUAUUAUUCUUCCAGUAUGUUUUUUAUUUAAAAAGAAGUUUUAACUCUAAAAUAUGCACAAUUAUUAACAUUAAUACUAUUAAUUCUUAGGGAAAAGAGUAUGUGUGCAUAUAUAAAUAUGAAUUACACAUUGUGAGUUUUAUAUACACAACUUUAGUUCUACAAACACUUUUAUCAACUACAAAAUGUUAUAAAAUCGCACAAAAAGUAAAUUUCUGUAAUAAUCUAUAGUCUGUGUAUUUUUAUAUACUUGUUGGUCGUUUAUAAACUUUUAAAAUUUUACAUUUAGCAUUAUUAAGAUUAAAUUAAUACUCUAUAGCUAUGUCUAAGAAUUUGAAUAAUGUAUAAAUUUACACACACACACACACACACACACACACACACACACACACACACACGCACGCACGCACGCACGCACGCAUAUAUAUGUAUAUAUAAAGCAUUGUUAACUCUCCUAGAUGAGUAACAUUAUAUUCAAAUGUAUUAUACACAAAUCACAGCAAAUAUUAUACGAUGAAAUUUGAUUGCGUGUACUAAACAAUGAUCUAAGAUUUCUUAAUCAAGUCUUUUAGAAUAUUUUUUGUUAGUGCAAUAGCCAUUUUCGCUUAAACUAGUUUAGAUGUUGGAUUGUUUAUUAGAUUAUUAUAACAUUUGUGAAGUGUGUACUUUAAUAGUUGCUUAUAUAAGUAUAACGUAAAUGCAACAUAAAUCAAUGCAAGAAUAACAGCUCGAACAGUUUAAAAAUCAUAGAAUUUUAAAGGCGUCUUUAAAGACACAUUUCUACAAAUAGUACAAAAGACAUCUCAAAAAUGUCUUAUGAUUUAAUUUAGACUUUGUGUUGGCUGGGAGGGUACAGUCUGCUCUUUAUUUUUUUUCCAUGUAGCUUGAAGAACAGGGAAAGACUGACCUAAUUAAAAUUUUAUAAAAUUUUACAUUAAUUAAGAAAUAAAUAGUUAAUAUUACAUAAGCACGUAGAUAUUACCAUUUAACUUUUUAAGUAAAUAUUUUAAAAAGUAACACGAUAUAAAAAAUUAUGAAUAAUUUACAUCCAACAUUAGAAAGUCGUAAUUGAAAUUGUGGCGAA
Monomorium pharaonis (pharaoh ant) is the source of this 3783-nucleotide messenger RNA. RefSeq names its product major facilitator superfamily domain-containing protein 8 (gene Cln7). Gene Ontology annotation, molecular function: transmembrane transporter activity. NCBI's taxonomy places the organism in Eukaryota, Metazoa, Arthropoda, Insecta, Hymenoptera, Formicidae. Gene Ontology annotation, cellular component: lysosomal membrane. The record is from RefSeq and is a predicted model, not a curated record. The transcript is spliced from 10 exons. The coding region runs from base 633 to 2192 and encodes 519 amino acids. Gene Ontology annotation, biological process: transmembrane transport.